This is a messenger RNA of Diceros bicornis minor, 1427 nucleotides long. It is a transcript of the gene MESP2, whose product is annotated as mesoderm posterior bHLH transcription factor 2. The coding region runs from base 1 to 1116 and encodes 371 amino acids. Gene Ontology annotation, cellular component: nucleus. Lineage: Eukaryota; Metazoa; Chordata; Mammalia; Perissodactyla; Rhinocerotidae. Gene Ontology annotation, biological process: heart morphogenesis; mesoderm formation; somite rostral/caudal axis specification. The transcript has 2 exons. Gene Ontology annotation, molecular function: DNA-binding transcription factor activity, RNA polymerase II-specific; RNA polymerase II cis-regulatory region sequence-specific DNA binding; protein dimerization activity. The record is from RefSeq and is a predicted model, not a curated record.
AUGGCCCAGUCCCCUCCUCUUCAGAACCUCCCGGGCCACGACCACUGGAUCUUCCCACAAGGUUGGGGCUGGGCCGGCCACUCCGACUCCACGUCUCCGGCCUCCUCCUCGGACUCGUCGGGCUCGUGCCAUUGGGACGGCGCCCGCAUGCCCCCGCAGCCCGCGCCCCCGGCCCGCAGCGCCCAUGCCGCAGAGGCCGCCCCGACGGCGCCGCGACGUGUGCGCUCCGGACCCGCCGGCGGGCAGCGGCAGAGCGCCAGCGAGCGCGAGAAGCUGCGCAUGCGCACGCUGGCCCGCGCGCUGCACGAGCUGCGCCGCUUUCUGCCGCCGUCCGUGGCGCCCGCCGGCCAGAGUCUGACCAAGAUCGAGACGCUGCGGCUGGCCAUCCGCUACAUCGGUCACCUGUCGGCCGUGCUCGGCCUCAGCGAGGAGAGCCUGCAGCGCCGGCGCCAGCGGUACACUGACGCGCCGCUCCCUCGGGGCUGCUCGCUCUGCCCCGACGGCGGCACCACGCAGGCGCAGACGCAGGCGCAGGCGCGCGGCCCGGGCUUGGCCUCAGCCACCCGCGCCGUGGCGUCCUGGGCAUUCCCGCCAGCCUGCCCCGAGGCCCCGGCGGCGCCCGAGGUCCUGGGGAACAGGAUCCCUGACAUGGGUCCCUGGGUGACACCGCCUGACUGCCCUGGGAUGCAGUCGCCCACACAUCUGUCCCAAGGGAGAGCCCGCGACGCGGCCCUUUGGACGCCGCCUCAAGUCUUUUCGGGAACGCAGACGUCCCCAGAGUCCAGGAACUACGCCACGCCCUGGACGCCGUCCCCCUCGGCCGGGGAGCUGGCUGCAGUGUACCAGGGUAUCUCUGUGUCUCUGGAGUCCUGUCUGUUGCCAGAAAUCCCACCCCUCCUGCCCCACCCAGCAUGCCAGAGACUCCAGCCUCAGACCCAGUGGGGAUGCUGGAGCCGCAGUGCAGAGGUGCUCCCCAGCUCAGAGGACCAGGGACCAGGCCCUGCCUUCCAGCUCAGUGAUGAAAGCCCUCCCCAGAGCUCAGGCCUGCGUCUCAGUGGCUGCCCUGAACUUUGGCAAGAAGAUCUGGAGGGGCCCCACCUGGGCAUCUUCUACUAAUGGCCUUGCCUGCCUCCUUUUCAGCCAGGAAUCAGACCUGUCAUAUGGAGCACCCUCCUCAGUUUCUACUUCAGUGGUUUUCAAGCUUUCCUUUAGCCAAGGAUCCCUUUUCCAAGUGAUGUCUUUCAUGGAAGCAGUGUUGAAACAAAUAGUGGAUGGCCUCCCCGGCUGCGAUCGGGGCUGAGGCAGUGCCCUCUACUCCUAGACACCCCCCAGAAGGACUGAUGCUCUGUAGACACAGCCUGAGCUACAGUAAGGUGGUGCUUGACCACGAAGUUGGCCAGGCUGGGACUGGUGGGGAGUGGGUUCAG